Nematocida parisii ERTm1 is the source of this 300-nucleotide messenger RNA. RefSeq lists its product as uncharacterized. NCBI's taxonomy places the organism in Eukaryota, Fungi, Microsporidia. The transcript has a single exon. Gene Ontology annotation, molecular function: RNA binding. Gene Ontology annotation, cellular component: U6 snRNP; catalytic step 2 spliceosome; Lsm1-7-Pat1 complex. Gene Ontology annotation, biological process: mRNA splicing, via spliceosome. The record is from RefSeq and is a predicted model, not a curated record. Bases 1 to 285 code for a protein of 94 amino acids.
AUGGUGGUCACUACACUCUUUAAGACACUAAUUAAUAAAAGGGUAAGAAUAGAAUUGAAGACUGCUUUGCAAAUAACAGGAGUGUUGGAAGACAUUGAUACAUUCUUUAAUUUUAAAUUAAAAGACACAGAAAAGAUAAAUAUUCCAUUUUUAACAAAAAAUAACGUUUUUAUUCGGGGCUCUGCGAUUAAAGAAAUUUGGAUAGACGAGGAGUAUGUGAAUGUGAAAAAAUUAGAAGAUACCACCAGAAAAGCACUUUUGUACAAGAAACUUAUAGAACAAUAAAACUUAGCCAAGGAU